UCCGUGACGUCAUGCGGCGCCAUGCAAAUGAGAGGCGCAAGGCUCGACGGGAGCACCUUCGGUGUUUUUUUCCGCCUAAAAAUGAUGUUUGUCCUGCAAUUUUCGACAGCGCGAGGCUGCUCCGUGCUCGGCUGGCGAUCGGAACCUCGGGGCGUGUUCCGCGAGGGGAUCACGGAGAACACGGAGAACACGCUUUGGCAGCGCCGCGGGGGCGCUGCCGGGGCUGUGGGCGGGUGAUGGUGGCGUGACCAGCCAGGGACGGGCGGGCGCGGGAUGGCUCCACCUGCCGGGCGAGGAGAACGACACCGGGAAGCCCAUCCGCUGUCACUUCCGCGCCCUACGGCAGCCGGCGGGGGUCAAGCGGCGGACGGCGGCGCUGUGUUUUACUGUGAUUACUGUGACACGUACCUCACCCAUGACUCGCCCUCCGUGAGAAAAACCCACUGCAGUGGCCGGAAGCACAAGGAGAACGUGAAGGAUUAUUACCAGAAAUGGAUGGAGGAGCAAGCCCAGAGCCUGAUUGACAAAACAAUAGCGGCUGCAUUCCAGCAAGGGAAAAUUCCACCGACGCCGUUCUCGGCACCACCUCCGGCCGGAGCCAUGAUUCCACCUCCUCCCAGCAUCCCUGGCCCCCCCCGGCCCGGCAUGAUGCCAGCCCCACACAUGGGGGGGCCCCCGAUGAUGCCAAUGAUGGGCCCACCCCCCCCGGGAAUGAUGCCAGUUGGACCUGCUCCUGGGAUGAGGCCGCCCAUGGGAGGACACAUGCCAAUGAUGCCAGGGCCCCCAAUGAUGAGACCCCCCUCCAGACCCAUGAUGGUGCCAACCAGGCCAGGAAUGACCCGUCCAGACAGAUAAAGAUGGAGAUGGAGCUGCCUUUUCAUAAUAGGACCUUCCCUAUGACAAACACCACAGACCUGUGUCCCUGGGGCUUUGUACUCAGUGUGUAGAGGGAUUCUGCUGUAACCUCAGCGUACGAAUGGACACACCCUGCACUGACUUGUACGAGGUCUGGCUUUUUGGGUGUCUCUUCAAUUGUAUUAUUUUUUUCCCCCUCAAUUGAAUGAUAAAAACAAGAAUAAACGUUGUUGUUUCCA
Messenger RNA from Pyrgilauda ruficollis (rufous-necked snowfinch), 1094 nucleotides. RefSeq names its product small nuclear ribonucleoprotein polypeptide C (gene SNRPC). Gene Ontology annotation, molecular function: zinc ion binding; pre-mRNA 5'-splice site binding. Gene Ontology annotation, cellular component: nucleus; U1 snRNP. The coding region runs from base 274 to 855 and encodes 193 amino acids. The record is from RefSeq and is a predicted model, not a curated record. Gene Ontology annotation, biological process: mRNA 5'-splice site recognition; mRNA splicing, via spliceosome; spliceosomal snRNP assembly. The transcript has 6 exons. NCBI's taxonomy places the organism in Eukaryota, Metazoa, Chordata, Aves, Passeriformes, Passeridae.